Molecule: messenger RNA, 348 nt
Organism: Tetrahymena thermophila SB210
Lineage: Eukaryota; Ciliophora; Oligohymenophorea; Hymenostomatida; Tetrahymenidae
Product: chromatin-remodeling complex protein, putative
Exons: 3
Biological process (GO): chromatin remodeling
Cellular component (GO): Ino80 complex
Source: RefSeq, a predicted model, not a curated record
AUGGAAAUUGAGAAAGUUGUUUUCCCUUUCAAAAACCAAAAUUGGCACUAAAGAAAGAAAUAGUUGAAAGUUUCUAAAAAUCAAAGAUAAAAUAAAAAUUUAAAAUAAAUAUGUGCUUCUGAGCUGACUUCAAGAAAUAAAUUUAAUUAUAUGUCUAUUGAAGGUCCUCCUCCUUUGAAGCCUCAAAAGAAAUACUGCGAUAUAACAGGAUUUGAAUCAAAAUACAAAGACAAGUCUUCUGGUUUAUAAUACCACGAUAAAUAUGUUUACGAAUAUAUAAAUACUAGUGUAAGUAGGCCUAUGGUUGAAUAAUUUUUAUCAUUAAGAAAAAUAAAUGUCAAUAAUUGA